AUGAAGGUCCUUAUUCCUCUGUCUUUUCUUAUCGCAGGCGUCUUUGCACAGGACGGUUGCGGCUUUCCCGAUGGACCUGACUGUGUAUCGCUGGGCGAGGGCGCGAAUGGACUAGAGCAGUUUGCUGAUGACGGGUGCUGUCUACUCCCCAUCCGAUGUGGCAAUGGUGAUGGCGGUGAGAGGUGUGAGAGGGUUGCUGUCGCUGGAAACAACAACAAUAACAACGCUGACAAUAACAAUAAUAACGCUGGUAACGGUAACAACGACAAUAAUGCUGGCAACAAUAAUGCGGGGAACAACAACGACGCCGGGAACAACAACAACAACAAUGCUGGCAAUGGCAAUGCUGGCAAUGCUGGUAACAACAACAACGGCAAUAACAAUGCUGGCAAUGAUAACGCCGGCAAUGCUGGCAAUGCUGCCGACGACGAAAACUGCGGCUUCCCCAACGGUCCCGACUGCGAAUCCCUCGGCGAGGGCGCCAACGGCCUGGAACAGUUCGCCGACGACGGCUGCUGUCUCCUCCCCUUCCGCUGUGGAAACGGUGACGGCGGCGAGCGAUGCGAACGUGUGCCCGUGGCUUCCAACAAGGUCCGCUCCCUCCAUGCUCUUCGUACUCGCAACCGCGAAUCUAAGAAGCACCUCCGUGCACGAGACGGGAAACGUAGGAUGCAUCUCCGUCCUCGGUUCCACGGACCUAGGGACUCUUAA
Fusarium falciforme is the source of this 711-nucleotide messenger RNA. RefSeq lists its product as hypothetical. The record is from RefSeq and is a predicted model, not a curated record. The coding region runs from base 1 to 711 and encodes 236 amino acids. NCBI's taxonomy places the organism in Eukaryota, Fungi, Ascomycota, Sordariomycetes, Hypocreales, Nectriaceae. The transcript has 2 exons.